AAAACAGUAACAACAGAGAUUAUUUUGUCUGUUUUACAAAUAAAUAUAAAUCACAAGAGUAAUAACUCGUCUCAUCGGACAUUGAUUUGUCAAUAUUGCUUGUGCAAUUGGUAAAACGUACAAUGCGUCAUGUAUGUUUGGCCAAUGGAUGCAAAUCGGCACGCUACAAUGUGAAAAAAGAAAAUAGACCAGAGGAGCGACAUUUGUUCGCGGCUAGAACAGUGGAAGUGAUGCAGUCAUGGAGGAACGCUAUGCCUGCGGGAAGUGUUCUCGAAAAAGAUUACGUAAUCUGUGAUCUGCACUUUGAAGAAGAAAAUGUAUUGAGAGAUUUUGUAACUAAAAUGCCGGAUGGAACAGAAUGUCGUUUCAAAAGAGAUCGAGUUCAAUUGAGAAAAGGAGCUGUUCCAAAAUUUGUUUACCCACCAAUCUUCCAAGAGGAUACAAAAUUUGUUCCACCAGGCAUUCAACCAUUCCACCCUCGUUUAGAUGAAAAUAUCUUAAAGGAAAGUGAUUUCAGAAUUCUGCUGAGCCCAGACAUUCAGUUUAAAUUUACAUGAGAGAAAAGGAAGUAAACUUAUCAGACUUUCAAAGGGUGGAAAACGCCAAUGACAUUCUUCAAUUAUUAGAAAAAGUGGAAAAACUUGAUCCUUGUAUGA
Belonocnema kinseyi is the source of this 656-nucleotide messenger RNA. RefSeq lists its product as uncharacterized. NCBI's taxonomy places the organism in Eukaryota, Metazoa, Arthropoda, Insecta, Hymenoptera, Cynipidae. The transcript is spliced from 4 exons. Bases 123 to 557 code for a protein of 144 amino acids. The record is from RefSeq and is a predicted model, not a curated record.